CGCUUGACUGAAUCCGUGCCUUUACGACGCUCAAAUGCGAUUAUGAAACAUACACAAGCUGGGAGAAUAGAAAUGCACGGUCGGUAAGAUGUAUUGAAGCGGUGUUUUAUUGUGCGAGUGCUCGAGCAUUUUAAAAAUUAAUACGCAUCCACGUCUCGUAUUAAGACUAGCGCGUCUGUUUGCAAUUCACAGUCCAUGACGCCGAGUACCGGGAUCCGCACGGGAAGCCAGGCGGCACAACAUGAAGCAUCAGCAAAACGCCAGCAGGUCCUUCCGUUAGUAUCGCGAUGCUCCGUGAAGCCUCCCGAGCUAUGGCAAAUGAAAACAGUCACGAUGGCUUUGUUACGGUGUACAGUAGAAAGAGUCCAACAAAGGAGUUUUUUACGGGCGAUGACAGCCUCCAGAUCCAGAUAUUUAAAAUUAUCGUGAUCGGAGAUUCCAAUGUAGGCAAGACGUGUCUUACUUACAGAUUUUGCGGUGGUAGAUUUCUUAAAAACCCCGAAGCAACAAUAGGAGUUGAUUUCAGGGAAAGGACUGUGGAUUUAGAUGGACAAUGCAUCAAGUUACAGAUCUGGGACACAGCAGGGCAGGAACGCUUCAGAAAAAGUAUGGUGGAGCACUACUACCGCAAUGUCCACGCAGUGAUCUUCGUCUAUGACGUCACCAAGCUGUCCACCCUGGAGAACAUGCCGGAAUGGAUCGAGGAGUGUGCACGUCAGUGUGUCUCUCCUGCUGUUCCCCAGAUCCUGGUGGGAAACAAGUGUGAUCUACAGGACAGACGCGAGGUGCCCACCUCCUUGGCCCAGCGCAUGGCGGAUGUGUACAACUUUCCUCUUUUUGAAACCUCUGCAAAGGACCCAGCUGAGAAGGAGCAUGUGGAUGCCAUUUUUUUAACACUUGCCUACAGGCUAAAGAACAACAAACCGCUACGACUGAAACAGCCCAGUGAGGGAACCACAGUGCAUCUCACAGAGGAACAGGAGCAACUGGAGAACCAGUGCACAUGCUGAGCUAUCCCUCCAAGAUCUUACCUCCUCACCUCAGUCAGCUACUACAUGCUUAUUAAUACUAUCUGCGGUACUCUGUACUUCAAGGAACAGGUGCUUGGUCUGUUCGAUAAUAUUUUCCAGAAAGGAACAUCAUUCUUUUGUUAUGUCUUCAGGGAGCUUCUGUUGGGAUUGCAUUUUGCAAACUACACUUUGAUGGUAUAUUUCAUAUUUGUUGAAAUUGAAAUGAAUAAGUUGAAACGCAUCAAAAUAGGAGUCAAGAUUCACUAGAAGGAAAAACAUUUAAUUUAUUAGCUGGUAUUUGCUAUUUUAUUUACUUUUUAAGUUACUUUAUAGCCUUGUAAUGGAACACUACCGAUUUUGAGUUAUGGACCGUUAAGUAAAUUACCUUAACAAGAAUGCUUUGGUAUCACCAAAGCAUCAUUCAGUAUAAUAAUCUCAUGUCAUUUAAUAUAGUUGAUUACAGGCCUUACUUUAUGAACUCUACUAAUUAGGCUGAAAGUAUAUUAAGUUCUUGCGUGAAAUGGCAAAUUACAUGAAGGAAGGGACUGGUUAUAAAGGAAUCUCAAUGCAAGGACCACAACGCAAUGGUAUGACUGCUUAAUGAAAAAAAUUUAUAAAUAUUGUAUAUGAAGGGUAUAUAAUAUAAACUUUGUAGCAGGUUUCAUUGGAAAACCAAAACAAUUCUAAACAACUUGUUUGGUGACCCUUUGGUAAGUAUAAAUAUCUCUUUGGGAUUCUGCUAUAGAAGCCCAUUCAUCAUUACUUGUGAAUGUUUCUUUAAAAAUGAAAACUGUACUUGUAAAUGCUGACAUAAAUCAUUGGACUGUACAAUAACUGAACUGUAAAUAUCCCUUUUGCAGUGUUUUACAUGAAUGUAUGCAAUGUAUUUAUUUAAACAACAGUAAAAUGAUUUGCAUCA
Molecule: messenger RNA, 1929 nt
Organism: Brienomyrus brachyistius
Lineage: Eukaryota; Metazoa; Chordata; Actinopteri; Osteoglossiformes; Mormyridae
Product: Ras-related protein Rab-33B-like
Exons: 2
Coding region: 288-1010 (240 amino acids)
Biological process (GO): Rab protein signal transduction
Cellular component (GO): endosome; Golgi apparatus
Molecular function (GO): GTPase activity; GTP binding
Source: RefSeq, a predicted model, not a curated record